AUGACGCCAAAAUUACAAAUAGACACUUUAAAUGUGGAAAAUAUGCCACAGGCCACACAUAUCGGCGGACCUUUCUCGGCGUUUUCCUCAUGGAAGCCCGGAAACAUAGGCGUAGACGGAGCCCGACAAUUACUACACUCAGCAGGGCUAGACAAGAUUUCCUCUGUGGAAUACCCAAAACAAUGGCUGGGUGAGCAUUCUCCCGUCUCUUACUCACUUGGCACACAGGGACUUCCUAUGACACCAGUGUUUGCAGGAAUAAUGCAGAGACGGAAAAGACGGGAGAAUCGUCCUCGGCGACAGCGAACGACGUUUACCAGUGAACAGACUCUAAAACUCGAACUCGAGUACAAUCGAACAGAAUACAUUUCCAGACCUCGGAGAUACGAACUAGCGGAAAUUUUAAACCUAUCAGAAAAUCAAAUCAAGAUUUGGUUUCAGAAUCGUAGAGCCAAGGAGAAACGCAUUGAGAAGGCCCAUCAGGACCAACAAAUAAGGAGCAACAACAUGACGAAUAUCGGAAUGACUCCCUUCCCUACUUCUGGGCCGUACUCAAUGUUUUGUGGACCCUGUGUGUGGCCAUAUCCUCCCGGAACACUGACAAAUGUACUGGCAUCUCCAACGAAACCAACAUAA
Messenger RNA from Pecten maximus, 636 nucleotides. RefSeq names its product homeobox protein rough-like. Gene Ontology annotation, molecular function: DNA binding; DNA-binding transcription factor activity, RNA polymerase II-specific. Bases 1 to 636 code for a protein of 211 amino acids. Gene Ontology annotation, biological process: regulation of DNA-templated transcription. NCBI's taxonomy places the organism in Eukaryota, Metazoa, Mollusca, Bivalvia, Pectinida, Pectinidae. The record is from RefSeq and is a predicted model, not a curated record. The transcript is spliced from 3 exons.